Ustilago hordei is the source of this 4806-nucleotide messenger RNA. RefSeq lists its product as uncharacterized. Lineage: Eukaryota; Fungi; Basidiomycota; Ustilaginomycetes; Ustilaginales; Ustilaginaceae. The transcript has a single exon. The record is from RefSeq and is a predicted model, not a curated record. The coding region runs from base 1 to 4806 and encodes 1601 amino acids.
AUGAGCUCCACUCCCCUCGCCCGGACGCCAGCUCGCGACGAUUCAAUCGACGACGUUAAUGGCAUCCAAGAUAUCCCAGCGCUCGCAUCGCCGCUUCCAGAACCACAACAACCAGCUCCACAACCGCAAGCUGACCUCCCCCGGUCCGCAGCAGGCUCAUGCGCCGCUCGCAAUCGUGCCAAGCACAACUUGUUAGCCUCGGAUGGUUUCGGCAAGCUGAGUGCACAGCUCUGGUCACAGCGAGAGGAGAGUGUCGUCCGCAAUCGACAGGGUAGUGUCCUGACGCGUGGUCUGAUCCUCAAAACUGAUCACUUUGCCGGCGGCGCCCGUCAUGCCCAUCUCGAUCUUCACCUCCAGGGCGCCCCCAACUUCCGCAAAGCCGACUGCUCCCUCGAGGUGUACGGUGUCGCACAGCCUACCAUCACCGGUCUCAAGACUAUCCUCUCCGUUCUCAAUGCUCGACCCACAAAAGAUGCAGUCGGCUCUCAGAGCUUCGACUCGCGCCUUUCCAGCGUUGGCGCAAGUGGCGCAGCUUCCACUUCGCUACUACAGACAUCUUCGCCUUUCAGCUCCCCUUCCCUCAUUCAGGCACAAGAUCCAAAGACUCAAUCGAAUCCUCCUAAGGCCUCGAAUCGCUCAGAGAAGCCGCGCAAGUGCGUCUGGGUCUGCACUAGGGAAGAACCAGUUGUCUAUGUUGGAGGCAGACCUUUUGUACUUCGCCAAGCCGAACGUCCUGUCAGCACGUUCGAGCUAACUGUUCGUGCUGACAACCUCGAAGCUAUCGAGUCGCGUCUCAAGCAGGACAUUCUGCGUGAGUCGUCCAAGUAUGGCGGCCUUCUUAUGGUACACGAAGAGACUGCAACAGGAAAGAUCGAGCCAACAUGGAUCGCCGUAGAUGAGGCCUCUGUUCAUACUGUGCGCCAAGUAUGGGACCGUGUCAAGUCUGAAGGUUGGAGGGUCGACUACCACCGCAUCCCCAUCGCCGAAGAUCAAGCCAUCGAAAACAACUAUCUCGACGCAUACACACAGGUCAUCAAGGAUCUCGACCCUACCGAGACCAGUCUUGUUGCCAACUGCGGAAUUGGUUUCACGCGAACUACCUUUGCCAUGGUCGCUGCCGUGAUUCUACGUAGGAAGCAGAUGCUCCUGCUCGGCUAUCAAGAUCCAUUUGCGCCCAUCUCUGAACAGCAGAAAUCGCCCCUGCAAGCACCCGUUAAUGGAACACCUCACUCUCGUGUCGCCCGCUCUCUGCGCCAGGCUAGUGAACAGCAAGCUCAGAACCUGUCAUUGCUGAGGCUCAUUCGCGUUCUUAAUGUCAGUCUCUCAACGCGUGACUCUCAGACCACGAUCGAGAUCUUGCUUUCCAACCCAGCACUGCUUGAAUCGCUGCGCAAAGCCAACUCGGGAGACUAUGGUGUCAUCAGACAGCUCGCAGGUCUUCUCGAUGAAGGUCUUGAGAACAAGGCUGUUGUCGACGUCGCAAUCGAUUGCUGUGCUCACGUCACCAACCUUCGUGAGACGAUCCUCUCGUCAAGAAUCCGCUAUUCGACCGACGCCCUGGAUGAGGCGCAGGCCGCUCUGCACCUCGAAAAAGCAGCAAAAUCGCUAGAGAAGUACUUCUUCCUUAUCGCAUUCGCCAGCUACGUCAACGCAAGCAUGACAGCCACCUUCCAGCACCGCUUCGCCAACUGGCUCAAGAAUCGUGCCGAGAUCUGGCGGGGUAUCCAGCUGAUCCGUUCAAAGGGUCGACGCCUCUACUUCUUCGAUCCCGUCGGGGAUCUGCGCAUUCUUAGCGGUGGCAAAGCAGGCGAUUUGGUUGCUACCUCGGAGAAACUACGAGGUCGAUUCGGAGAAGUUUCAGGUCAAGGUGCUCAGGUACCCGGCGACGAGUUUGCUGACUACGUCAUUCGCAAUCGAGCUGGUAUUGUCUUGCGUCCUUUCACACUGCUCAAGUGCGACAUCUGGCGCAAGUUCAUCGAGAAGAAUGCAGGCUUGCCCAUCCGCGGUACCGUCAACUUCCGUCGUAUCCCGGGCAGCAACAUUUUUGCAACCGGUCAGCCCACAGUGGAUGGCAUCCGAAACGUUGUCGCUGCUCUUCAAGAGCACUAUGCGUCCAAGACCGAUGCGGCCAGCUACCCUACUCGUACAGUAACCUGGAUCAACUUGCGCGAGGAGCCCAUUGCAUACAUCAACGGCAAGCCCUACUGUCUUCGCCAAAAGGGCAUGUCUCUGCGAAACAUCAAGGCGUACAGCGGUAUCAACUGGGAUCGUCUCCUACUUCUUGAGGACAGACUCAAGAACGAUGUUGUGAACGAGCUCGAAUCCGGCGAGGGUCGUCUGUUGCUGCAUACCGAAGCAUCGGACGGCACCGUCAUUCCCAUCUGGGAAGAAGCCAAUCCGUCAGACGUCGAUACAGUGCAGGAGAUCAUGACAUCCAUCGGUGCCGACUUCAAAGACAAGGUCCAGCUUCGAUUCCGCAGAAUUCCAAUGACCGCAGAGAAGCCUCCUGACUUUUCCGACAUCAGCGAGCUUCUCUCGACGGUGCUGCAGGCGAAUGUGGAGAGGCAGCCGAUUGUGCUCAACUGUCAGCUCGGACGAGGUCGAAGUACCAUGACCGCUGUGCUUAUUCUGAUGAUCACAAGAUGGCUCAAGCAAGGACAAAGUAAGCUACCCGAAUCGAGGCUUCAGGAAGUCAGAGACGACGAAUCUGCACCCAAAGGCGGCGUUGCUGAAGAGAGCGAUUCUGAUGGACUUCGCCUCUCUGGCUCCGAUCAGAACAGCGGUACUGCCACACCCUAUUCAUGUGAGACGAUCAACCCAGACCUGCUUGAUGACACUGCCGUUUCUCCGUCGGCUGAUGAAACUCAAACACCGAAGCGUGCUCCUCUCAGCUAUCACGUCAUCAACAGUCUUCUCCGUGUCAUUCCCAAGGGUCUUGAGGUGAAGAAAAUGGUCGAUGAUUGCAUCGAUCAAUGUGCCACCGUCACCAACCUGCGCGAGGCCAUCGAAGAAGCACGUCUUGCAGCCGAAGACACCGAAGACGAAGCUCUCCGCAAAAAGCGCAUUCAAAGUGCCAUUCACAAUCUCCGUCGAUACUUCCUCCUCAUCGUCUUCCAGUCUUAUCUCACGCAAACCCGGCCAGACUUGCUCGAGGCUGCACCAAGCUUCCGCUCCUUCGUCACACGUCAACCUGUCUUCGAGACCAUCGCCAAAGAAUUUGACAAGAUCGAUAUUUCGACCAUCAUGCCGCUGCAGAAGGUGGAUGCGAGCGAUGGUAUGGCGCUGUCUGACGAGGUGCAGGAGGUGGUCUCACACCGAAGUGGAAGUAUUUUGUCGGCGUACACGAUGCUCAAGUCGGACUUUUUCAGUGGUAUUCUCAAGCUUGGUCUGCCAGAACGCAUCGAUGGUAUGCCCAACCUGCGUGGCGUGCCAUUGUUGCUUACGCCACCAAGUCAGAACAGCGCAGGUAACCAGUCUUCUACGCCAAUGACGCCAAAGACACCGCUCGUGAGCCACGGUCGAGAGACAUGGGGUUCAGGCAUGCCUACCGUCGAUGGUCUCUGUCGCGGAUUGACACGUAUGGGCGCAGCACCGAACGGACCGGCCAAAGUGGUCUGGACAUCGCUCCGAGAGGAGCCUGUCUUGUACGUCAACGGCCGCCCCCAUGUGCUGCGAUUAGCCGACCAACCAGUCACCAACAUCGAGGCUACUGGUGUCACGACUGACGUAGUCGAAAGCAUGGAGUUGGCGCUCAAAAACGACAUGCUCAAGGAAGCCGCUCAGCGAGGUGGCCGUGUGCUUUUGCACGACGAGACUGAGAUCCGACAAGGAGAGUUUGAUAUCAUUCCAGUGUGGGAGACGGUUAAGGAAGGUGACGUGCUCACGCCUCGUGAAGUUUACGAGCUUGUACAGAGAGAAGGCUACAAGGUCGAUUAUGCACGACUUGCCAUUACUGACGAACAAGCGCCUGUGCCAGCAGUAUUCUCUCAGCUGGAGGAGCGAGUGAUCACAGCACUUCAGACUGGAUCAGCUUGCGUGUUCAAUUGUCAGAUGGGUCGAGGACGAACGACCACAGGUAUGGUCAUCGCCUCCCUGGUCUCGACUGUCUGGCACUACGGCGACCAGCUAGUCGCCGGCUACGAAAUGUCCGGCUCAAUGGUCUUAGCGUCCCUGACAGCUUCCGCAUCCGAAGACGGCGCAGCACCCAACCUUGCCACCUCCCAAAGCGCGGAAGAUGAAGCUUUUGGUCAACCCAAAGACAAUCUCGAUAAUCGUGAAGACGAUCUUUGGCUCCAGGGUGAAUGGCGAACAAUUCUCCAACUCGUUGGUGUUCUUUCCCACGGCAAACUCGCCAAGAAGCUAACCGAUCGAGCGAUAGAUCGCAUGGAAGCGGUCCAAAACCUUCGUAAAGCCAUCUACGACUCCAAGCUCCGCGCAGACAAUGCAGAGCCGGGUACGAAGAAGCAUAAGCACUUGACAACCGUUUUCACCAACUACCUGCAGCGAUAUGGCUACUUGAUCACUUUCGCGAAUUAUCUGUUGGAGAAGAGCGAAGCUGAUGGUUUCAUUCCGCUCUUGCCGCCGCUCGGUGGAGGUGGACCUGCAAUUCCGAUUGAGGGGGCGCAGGAGGAGAGCGGGGCAACGGGCGCAAGAGCAAGAUCAGAGUCGAUCUCUUCGCAAGUAUCGAGCUCAACAGCGUUUACGAACUACGCGGCGGAUGGAGGAAGGAAGUUUCCUACGUUUUUGGGUUGGCUGCAGCCUAGGAGAGAGAUUGGGAACAUUUUGGGACGGGAUAAGCUGGAGUGA